Molecule: messenger RNA, 1354 nt
Organism: Suillus paluster
Lineage: Eukaryota; Fungi; Basidiomycota; Agaricomycetes; Boletales; Suillaceae
Exons: 6
Coding region: 385-1071 (228 amino acids)
Source: RefSeq, a predicted model, not a curated record
CCGCUUGUGGAUCUCAAUUGUAAGUAAAGCGCAAAGUCGUAGGUAGAGCGCAAAGAACCACAGCCUUUUCUUGGAUGUUCUCAAGCGAUUCGGUAAUAUUAACCACGUUUCUAACGCGUCUCUAUCUAGGAGCUAAGGUCAUUAUGGAACCGUAUGCGUAUGUGCAUGUCUUUCAUUUCCUAAGUAUAUGGAACUGGAAAGUGCAUCAAUAGUGUGCGCAUCAGGUAAUGUCCAUACAAUUCGCCUCCACGUAAUCGCCGUGCAUGCUGCAGAACCCUAGCUAACCAGUAUGGCACACUCAAAUAUGUAUUUUACAGCGCACAUAUAAGACCACCCGCAGCUUCACAGAGGACGGAACCUCGACAUCAAGGCCCAUCUGGUAGAAUGCCGAACACAACUAAUCCCCCUGAGCUACUACCAGACCAUUGGAAGGUUCCAGAUUCUAGAGAGUGGCCUAAAGGCUCCAUACUAUUCCAAGCACUCUGUCUGAUCUCCAUAGGAAGAUCGUCCCUUGACAAUCACUGGAAAUCUAAGAUAGACGAUGGUGAAUGGGAGAAGCAUAGGCAGAAGGUCGUCGAGAGACUGAGUAAUACUAACAUUGCAGGCUUGGUGCUCACUACUUCUGCGGUCUUUCUUUCAACAACACCUCCCCUGACAUCAUUUCUUCCGUACACAAUACACGGUUGCUAUGUUUUUGCCUUUGGGUCAUUCGCACAUGCCCUCGGUGGCUUGGCCUGUGGUAUAGCUGUGGUUAACAUAUACGAAGCCUGCGAUCGAGAAUGGGCUAAAGAUGUCUUGAUGGCCACCCGCUCUCGAGUGUGCUGUACACUUAUAUUCUUGAGCUGGCCGGCUGUAUCCCUCACUGUUUCUAUCGUCUUUCUGACGAUAUCUCUUAUGACGGCGUGUUAUGCUUCUGGAGUCUGGUGGCUUCAAUUCUUGGCGACAGUAGAGAUCAUGACCUGGGUGUGGCUACCACCUCUCUUUGUCUGGUGUGCACUCGAAAAGACUCUGCCACCAAACGUCAGACACGACCUCAAAUCUAAACGGGCGAACGUCCCCGCAGUGCCAUGAGUCCCAUGACUUAGGGGAGACUGGUGGAUAUCACUAUAGAGUCUUGUUCCUAUAUAUUCACCUACGAGUUCUGCUGAUUGCGAAGUUCGUUGUGGGCUGGGUUGGGCACUUCACUGACGUAUGUCGGAAAUUUCCGAAGUCGGUUGCAAUCACGCACCUUUGAGACUCGGCUUCAACCGUAUUGAUACCGAGUCGGGAUAUUCGUACCUAAGCUUCACUAUUGGGUCCCAGUAGGACUAUUCAUAUCGAAGUUGCGUCAUUGAAAGUUAGUCACAUUAUUGAU